AUUUUUUCUUUAAUUUAUAUUAAUUAGGCUAUAUAACUCAUAUAUUCUAUGCUUCUCUUAAAAGAGAUGUAUUUCAAAAAACUGUGUUCUACCCUUUUUCGGUACUUGAAAAUAAGUUCAACUAGUCCUGAUUUAUGAAUAUUCUCCCUUUUCAAUUUCCCUUUCUCGUCACGUUGAUUGUAUUUGUCGUCACCAUUUACAAACGACUCCCCAAAAAAUAACUUUUCAUUUUCUCCCCAACCGCUUUUCCAUCUUCCGGACACCAGAACUUCUCCAUCUUUCUCUCCAUUCUCGAAGAAUCUCAGAUUCAGAAACCCUAAAAUUCUUCAGAAAAUCUAGACAACCGCAAAACCUAAUUCAUCAUAAAUGGGCGAAUCUCACGCUCAUCAUCGCGUAUCUGUUCAUCAAGCUCUCGGUGCUGGUUCUGUGGCAGAUGUACUAUUAUGGAGAAAACGUUUCGGAAGUAUUGCUUUACUAGUUUCGUCAACAUUAUUAUGGUUCCUCUUUGAACAUGCUGGUUAUAAUCCUUUAUCUUUUGUCGCUAAUGUGCUUUUACUCCUUGUGAUCAUCCUCUUUUUUUGGGCUAAAUCCGCGUCUCUUCUCAAUAGACCUCUUCCCCCUGUCCCUGAUUUGGAGAUAUCAGAGAAGUCUGUUGAACAGGCAGCUGAUGUGAUUCGAGCAUGGGUUAAUCAUGCAUUGGCACUUGCUCAUGAGAUUGCCAUUGGUGGGAAUCUGAGGAUUCUUCUUCAGGUUGCUGCGUUGUUGUGGUUUAUUUCCUCUAUUGGUAGCUUGUGCAAUUUCAUCACAUUUGUCUACAUUGGAGUGCUUCUUGCUCUAUCAAUUCCAGUGUUGUAUGAUAAUUACCAGAGCCAGAUUGAUGAUAAGCUGCUUGUAGCGUUUAGAAUCAUCGAGACCGCUUACAGAAAGGUUGAUGCAACUGUACUGAGAAAGAUUCCAGUUUCUUUUUACAAGAAGAAGAAGAAAAGUCAGUAGGUUGAAUCGGCUACAAGGGAUGGCUGGAUUGACCGUUCUAUUUGAGGAUUAGAUGGAGAGUUGGCAUUUCAGAUUUGAGAUUUGAGAAUGUCCAUAACAGUUGAAGAAGAGGAUGAUCAAUUAGGUGUACUAAUUUUGUUUAUCUGUGUUGGUUUUCUGAAACAAGCUGCCUGUGAGACCUUGGUUGUGACUAUGAAGCCUUAAUGAUUCAUCCCUUAGAAGUUACAAGGCCAGUGACAGUGAAUUGUGGGCUUGAUAUUUGGCUAUUUUUUUGCCGUUCCCUAUUUUUCAAGCGUGAGCAGGAUUAUUCUGUAUAUAGUAAUUAAAAUAAAACUACACAAAGUAGGAGAAAUUAAUUGUUGAAGUCUUGAUCUUGAAUAAGCAAGCGAUUUGUGUAUUUGUAUAUGUUGUAAAAAUUAUGCGACCAUUUCUCGAGACUUCUCAUUCCUUAAGCUUACAUUUGAAAAGGUGUACUUUCCAAUUUCAGCACUUUUGAUAUAAUUCUGAAUUAAUGGAUUUUAUUUGAUGUUUUUCAGAGUAUUAUUUUUGAGAGGGGCUUUCAAGAUGUGCAUACGACUACACUUUCUUAGAUACAAUGUUCAAGAUUGGUAUGUGCGACUCGAUUAUUUUUGCAUUGAGGUUUUAAGGAGUCGGAAAAUCUUGUAGCUCUAGAUUAGAUCACUCUAUGGCUUUCUUCUGGAAUUGAGAAAGAAGAGUGUAACUGUGUAAGAUUUGUUCUAGUGGUGAACUGGAGAUCAUCACUUUUUCUCUGAAGCAGGAAAAUGGCUUACAUUAGUGUGUAACUCAUCAUCAUUAGUUUUGCUUGUAUUUUCUCGGUGAUGGAGACUCGAUUUGAAACUGGAAAUAGUUGAGCGCCUUUGAUGGCAAAUUGUAGAUAUUUAGUUUAAGAUGUGUGUGCUAACCUUUUUUCUCUUUUUUUUUUUUUUGAGAAAAAUCUUUUUUCUCCAAGUCUUAACAAAAAUGAUAUUUUCUCAUGUUUGUUU
Molecule: messenger RNA, 1997 nt
Organism: Amaranthus tricolor (Joseph's coat)
Lineage: Eukaryota; Viridiplantae; Streptophyta; Magnoliopsida; Caryophyllales; Amaranthaceae
Product: reticulon-like protein B11
Exons: 6
Coding region: 367-993 (208 amino acids)
Source: RefSeq, a predicted model, not a curated record